AUGCCUAGUUUCCACUCUUACGGGGUCCAUACAUUUCUGGAGCUUCAGGAUAUAUCUUCGGACCCUAUCUCAAAACUAUCCAGACUUUCUGAAUCGACCUCCAAAAUCACGUGGAGCCCAAUACAGGGGAUGACACAUCCAAUAUUAAGCACCAAUGUCAUCUCUCCUGCAACAACUGGCUCACCCCUUCCAUUCUGCAUAGUGGUUGAAUUCGAUGCCGAUAUUGACCGUCAUAGCCCGAAUCAUCCCAAGGGUGAUGUGAGGAUUGAGGUCAAGGUUGAUGGUGUAGUAAGUGGUUGGCGGGUUCUACCACAGGCCAAAAUAUGGCCUAAAGGUACCCGUAUUGAAUUCUCUGGUUUACGUGUAGCAAGAACAGAGGAAAUGGCCUUUAUAUUUAAUUCACCUCCCCGAAACUCCGGAAAAUCGAAAGAUAACCUCUCUGCCUCCACUCUAACAUCCUCGAUUGAGGCAAUCAACACGAGUUUGCCAUUAAACACUUCACACAUAGAGAUACUCAUCACAAUUGGGAAAAAACACAAUACCCUAGAAAAAUAUUUGAUAUUCUCACCAGUGCUCCAAGAAGCAUUCUAUAUCCCUCCUGUUUCGCUGUCUUCUCAAUGGCUCCAGCACAGCAUCAAUGUCAAUAUCCAGGGAACUAAAAGGAAGCUCGAGUCCCAACAAUCAAAUAGGAACGAAGGUACCAGCGCUGCAGUCCCUGUCAGACCUUCAUAUAGACCGGCUACCAUCGGAGUGAGCCAAAAAACUCCUCAGAUGAGAGAAGCAGAGUUUACUGCAAGAAUACACUUAGCCAGGUUUUGGUUUAUCAUUUAUCCUGGGCCUGUACACCUGGAUCUACCCAAAGAACCCAUUUCAUCGAUCCCUUUGGCCUCAGUUGGCGAUCAAGAUGCUUUUAAAUCAGCUGAGAUUGUGGUCGUUCAUAAGAAAACGGAUGAGGAAAGAACCCUAGACAACUCUAUCUCUAAGAUGGAAGCUAGUGACACAGUGGCUGGAAGGAAACGAAAAGUUACGAAGAUAAAAACUUCUGAAACCAAUGAGCUGUUCCCUGCCAUACCUCAAUGGCAGGAGGACGGCCAAAUUCGAAAACAUGAAGGCACUAUAAGUACCACGCCUGCAUUGCAGGGGAUCAUCCCUGAUAUUCAGCAUCAAAAGGACUUGAACAUAAUUUCUAAAGCUCACUUUGGCACCGGGAGUGAUGAUCUUAGGAGGCGGUCUUCUCAGAAACAAACAAAAGUCAUACCUAAUACAUUGGCUUCCCCAGUUGGACUUGUCGGCUCUUUCGUAUAUUUACAUGUAAAGUUCCGGCACAAUGAACAUGUGACUACCAAAUGCGUUAGUCAAUUAUUUCUUUUUCCUUUACUCCACGUCUCCAGGUAA
Morchella importuna is the source of this 1395-nucleotide messenger RNA. RefSeq lists its product as uncharacterized. The record is from RefSeq and is a predicted model, not a curated record. Lineage: Eukaryota; Fungi; Ascomycota; Pezizomycetes; Pezizales; Morchellaceae. The transcript is spliced from 7 exons. Bases 1 to 1395 code for a protein of 464 amino acids.